AUGUUGAGGGGUGCUCAAAAUGAAAAUCAACUUCUAAAACUGCAGCUGAAAAAAUGCCAAGAUGAGAACCUGGAUAUAUUGCAAACCACUCUUGUAAGGGAUCUUACUCAUCAUGAAGUUUCACCAAAGACUGAAACCCCUCUCAAUCAAGCAGAAAUUGCCAGAUAUUCUCGACAGCUGAUUUUACCCGAGUUUGGGCCACGAGGACAAAGGAAAUUGAUUGCAGCUUCAGUUUUAAUUGUUGGUUGUGGUGGCUUAGGUUGCCCUUCUGCAAUUUACUUGGCAGCUGCUGGGGUUGGACGCCUUGGAUUGAUCGACUAUGAUGUGGUCGAACUCAAUAACCUUCACAGACAGAUUUUACAUACGGAGAAGAGAGUAGGGAUUUCCAAAGCUGUGUCUGUAGCCAGUACAGUGAAGGCAUUAAACAGUCAUGUAGAGGUUAUUCCCUAUGAAGUAGCUCUUACAAGUGAUGUUGCUCUACAAGUGAUAAGUAACUAUGAUCUUGUUUUGGAUUGUACGGAUAAUGUUGCCACCCGCUACUUACUGAAUGAUGCUUGUGUUAUGGCAAAUAAAACCUUAGUUUCUGGGUCAGCUCUGCGGUAUGAAGGUCAGCUGACUGUGUAUCACUAUCAAGGGGGCCCUUGCUACCGCUGCAUCCACCCAAAGCCCCCUCCACCAGAAACUGUAGCUAAUUGCUCUGAUGGAGGAGUUUUGGGGGUUGUGCCAGGGUUGAUAGGUUGUAUGCAAGCUCUGGAAGCCAUCAAAAUAAUCAGUGGGUUAGGAUCUCCCUUGUCUCAGAAACUGCUCCUUUUUGAUGGUUUACAAGGAAGUUUCCGCACUGUCAGACUGAGAGGAAAUAAAGAUUCAUGUGAGGUUUGUGGAGAAACUCCUAGCAUAGUCAAACUGAUCGAUUAUGAGCAGUUUUGUGGGGCACCGGCAACUGACAAGAGCAGAAAUACAACACUACUAGAAAAAGACAAGAGAGUGACUGUUGAAGAAUAUAAAGCCAUUGUAGAUGCCAAGUCUCCCUACGUACUUAUUGAUGUGCGACUUCCAGUGGAAUUAGAGAUAUGUUCCCUUCCUAAUUGCAUGAACAUUCCCUUAACAAAUAUUUGCAAGGCAGAGAGUACUGCCGCCAUCAAAGAGACACUGUCAAGCUUAGGAACAAAGAAAGUGUACUGUGUUUGUCGCAGAGGAAAUGACUCUCAGCUCGCAGUUCAGCAGCUCCAGUCAGCACUCAAUCACAAUGAUUAUCAGAUUAAAGACAUAAUUGGGGGACUGACAGCAUGGGCACACACAAUAGACUCAACUUUCCCAGUAUACUGACAAUACAAAAUGUGUAAGAUUAAAGUUUAAACCCCCAAAAUGGAACUAUUUGUACAUUGAUGUUGUAAAUAUUGGGUUCUCUAGGGCUUAAGAACUCAGCUUUUAUAUGAUUGACAAUAAAGGUUCACAAAACACGCUUUUUAGUGUGAUAUUGAAUCUUAUCAAGACACAUCUUUGGGUUAGUGAUUUUUACACUUAUGUCAGAUUAAUAAUAAUUGUUUAAUUUACACCAGUGUUAAAUGUACAUUUCAUCAUGUAUACUGUACAUAUACAGUAAUUAAAAUUUUAGAUAUGGAGACAACUUAAUGAUACUUUACAAAUGAGACAUUGCAGUUAAUCACAUUUAUCUUACAGUACCUAUUUUACUUACAGUAAUUAAUUUUGUUUGUGUUUUUGUAUUUGCACAAACUAUUAUGACUACAGUAGUGUUCACAGGGCUCAUCAUGUAAACAUUCCACAACUCAUUACAUUGAGAUAUUUGUUUUAA
Molecule: messenger RNA, 1813 nt
Organism: Homarus americanus (American lobster)
Lineage: Eukaryota; Metazoa; Arthropoda; Malacostraca; Decapoda; Nephropidae
Gene: Uba4
Product: adenylyltransferase and sulfurtransferase MOCS3-like
Exons: 2
Coding region: 1-1326 (441 amino acids)
Biological process (GO): tRNA wobble position uridine thiolation; protein urmylation
Cellular component (GO): cytosol; cytoplasm
Molecular function (GO): adenylyltransferase activity; thiosulfate-cyanide sulfurtransferase activity; URM1 activating enzyme activity
Source: RefSeq, a predicted model, not a curated record